CGAUGUCUGUAUUGAUUACGUCCCUAGCCUUCAGUACUGCCUCUUGUUCUUUUUUUUGUGGUGAAUUUUUCCAUCUUGUCAUUUUGUCCAGAUAAGAGUAUAUGAAGGAGCAAGUAAAAUACUAAAAGGGUGGCAACAACCCCAGGAACAUAUGCUUUAACCAAAUCAGAAGAGAUCCCAAAUCGUGAGGGGGGAAAAAGGGGAUAAAAAGAGGUUCAAAAAGGAAGAAAGAAAAAAAAAGAAAAAAAAGAAUUAAAAAAAAAGAAAAUGAAUAAAGAAAAAUAUAAAAAAGAAAAAAUAUAUAUAUUAGAUAAACUAGUUAAAAAACGUUAAAAAAGAAGAGGGUUAAAGUUAAAAAAAAAUUUUACCAGAAGUCGAGAUUUAAAAAAAAAAACAAAAAAUGAAAAAGAAAAAAAUUAAAUUAACUGCAAGACUAAAAAAACCCACAGGGAGAAAGCCGUGAGUUCAGUGCUUUGCUUUCUCCUCCUCUGGAAUUCUGCCGCACUCCUUGGUAGGUGAACUUGGUCUCGGCUGGAUUUCUUGUUGAUCUUCUGGGGGAGGGGCCUGUUGUAGUGAUUCUCACGUGUCUUUGCCCCAGGCGGAUUUGCACCGCCCUUACCAGGGGCCGGGCUGAGUAAUCCGCUCGGGUUUGCUUUCAGGAGCUUUUGUUCCCGAGUGCUUUCCGUAGAGUUCCGGAGGACAGGAAUACAAAUGGCGGCCUCCUGGUCGCCGGCCUGGAGGAGCUGAGAGCCCGGGGCCCAACUCCUCAGUGCGCCCUCAGAGAACAGCGCCCGGUUACUCCCGUCUGCCUGACCUCUGGCCGCGCUCCGAGCUCACCGAGCCUGUGUUGGUUCAAGGCAACGUGAAUAUUUUUUCUUGCCAAGCUACUUCUUCCAAUUUUACAAAAGAUACUAUUAUCUCCAGCAGCCCCUAAAGCCUAGGAGUCCAGUAAAUCAUCAAACACACUCAUGACGGAAAAACAGCGGGAAGAAGCAGAAUGGGAAAGUAUAAAUAUGCUGUUGAUGAGGCAUGGCUUAGCACCUUUAUCUCUAGUCAAAGGAACUGAUCUUAAAGAUCUCAUCGUUUUUGACAAACAGUCAUCACAAAGGAUGAGGCAGAAUUUGAAAACAUUGGUGGAAGAAACAACACGCCAACAGAACAUGAUCCAGGAACUCAUAGAAACUAAUCAGCAGCUUAAAAAUGAACUUCAGUUAGAACAAAGCCGAGCAGCCGAUCAUGAACAACGAGCUAAUGACUUGGAACAAAUUAUGGAGAGUGUGAAGUCCAAAAUUGAUGAACUGGAGGAUGAAUCCCUAAAUAGGGUUUGCCAGCAACAGAAUAUAAUAGAAGACCUUCAAAAGGAGUGUAGAGCGUUACAGGCAAAAUGUCAACACUAUAAGAAAAAACGAAUGGAACAACAAGAGACUAUCGCUUCUUUGCAAAAGGAUAUCUAUAGAUUAACAAAGGAGGAGGAAGAACGGAUUGUCACUCAAAACAGAGUGUUUGCUUAUCUCUGCAAAAGAGUUCCUCAUACCAUCUUGGAUCGACAGUUGCUUUGCCUAAUUGAUUACUAUGAAUGUAAAAUAAGGAAAUUGCAUAAACAAAGGCAAUAUAAAGAAAAUGAAAGUCUGUCAGAAGAAGAAAAGGACUAUAGAAGUUUGGAUGCCUCACCAACUUAUAAAGGCCUUCUAAUGUCAUUACAGAAUCAACUCAAGGAAUCGAAAUCCAAGAUUGAUGCACUUUUAAGUGAAAAGCUGAAUCUCCAAAAAGAUUUAGAAACCAGGCCCACACAGCAUGAAUUAAGACUUUAUAAACAACAGGUGAAGAAACUGGAGAAAGCCCUUAAGAAAAACAUCAAAUUACAGGAUCUUAUCAGUCAAAAAAAGGCAGAGGAGCCAGAAAAACCGGAUGAACCCAGCAAAGAUAACCCGCAGCAGGCCCUAAUUGACCAGAAAUACUUUCAGGUUCUGAAUAGCAUCAAUUCAAUUGUUCAUAAUCCAAGAGCUCCAGUAAUAAUUUAUAAACAGAGCAAAGGAGGAACCCAACAUUUUAAUAAAGAUCUUGUUCAGGAUUGUGGAUUUGAGCAUCUUAUUCCUAUAAUAGAAAUGUGGGCAGAUCAACUGACUUCCUUAAAGGAUUUGUAUAAGUCCUUGAAAAUACUAUCUGCAGAACUGGUGCCUUGGCAUAAUUUUAAAAAGCAGGAUGAAAAUGAAGGUAUCAAAAUUGAAGAUCUGUUGUUUAUAGUAGAUACCAUGUUAGAAGAAGUUGAAAAUAAGGAAAAGGACAGCAAUGUGCCAAACUUAAAAACUUUGCAAGCUAUUGUUUCUCACUUCCAAAAGCUAUUUGAUGUGCCUUCUUUAAAUGGAGUCUAUCCUCGAAUGAAUGAAGUUUAUACUAGGCUUGGAGAAAUGAACAAUGCUGUGAGAAACCUCCAAGAACUCUUAGAAUUAGAUAGUUCAUCCUCAUUGUGUGUGUUGGUGAACACAGUUGGAAAAUUGUGUAAACUGAUUAAUGAGAAUGUGAAUGAACAGGUUAUGCAGGUAUUGGGACCUGAAGACCUCCAAAGCAUUAUCAACAAACUGGAAGAACAUGAGGAAUUUUUCCCAGCAUUUCAGGCAUUUACUAAUGAUCUACUUGAAAUCUUAGAAAUUGAUGACUUGGAUGCCAUUGUACCUGCAGUAAAGAAAUUAAAAAUACUUUCAUACUGAAAACAAAUCAAAUCAUUUUUACUGUGUAAAUUGCAUUCUUACCAUUCUGAGUAUUUUGUAGGAUAUUGCUUUGAGAUAAAGGUUAUAAAUGUAUUUACUCUCAGAAUUCAUCCCCUUCUUAGUAUUGGGUCCUUCCCAUCUAUAUUUUCAUUAACUUUGAGAUUCUUAUAUAGAAAACAUUGUAAGCUAAAGUGGUAAGCAUUUCUUCAGUGCUUAAAGUUUAAGACUGUUUUAAAGUGUAGUGUAUGAGUAAAACAGAAACUCAGAUUGCAGAUAAUAAAAAGGUUGUAUUUAGGUUGAGGUUUUAGUGACCUUUUUGAUUCUGGGAACAAGGAUUGCCUGUGGCUCUCUUGAAUUCAGCCAAUAAGAACCUUCUGCUUCCUGGCAAGGAAAUGGCACAUUCUGUUAAGAUAACCCUCAGGGCACUGCCUUUUCAAAGCAGGAGGAAGAAAAGGAUGAAGGAAAAAAUGUUUUAUCAUUGUGUUAGGAUAGGAAAUGAAUUAUGAGGUAAUAUAAAUGAGCAGAUAGUAGUCUCUCAUUUAAAAUAUCUUUUUACAAUCUUGAUGUAAUAUACUUUUUAUAAGGACAUGAAAUCUUAAAUAAAGUUUUUGUGAAGAAUUUCCAAAUAUAA
Mustela lutreola (European mink) is the source of this 3339-nucleotide messenger RNA. RefSeq names its product centrosomal protein 70 (gene CEP70). Gene Ontology annotation, molecular function: gamma-tubulin binding. The record is from RefSeq and is a predicted model, not a curated record. NCBI's taxonomy places the organism in Eukaryota, Metazoa, Chordata, Mammalia, Carnivora, Mustelidae. Gene Ontology annotation, cellular component: centrosome. The transcript has 17 exons. The coding region runs from base 969 to 2708 and encodes 579 amino acids. Gene Ontology annotation, biological process: regulation of microtubule cytoskeleton organization; cilium assembly.